Centropristis striata (black sea bass) is the source of this 1302-nucleotide messenger RNA. It is a transcript of the gene mboat4, whose product is annotated as membrane bound O-acyltransferase domain containing 4. Gene Ontology annotation, biological process: peptidyl-serine octanoylation; lipid modification. Gene Ontology annotation, cellular component: endoplasmic reticulum membrane. Gene Ontology annotation, molecular function: serine O-acyltransferase activity. The record is from RefSeq and is a predicted model, not a curated record. Bases 1 to 1302 code for a protein of 433 amino acids. The transcript has 3 exons. Lineage: Eukaryota; Metazoa; Chordata; Actinopteri; Perciformes; Serranidae.
AUGGGUUUGAUGAGCUGGUUGUGGGAACGACAUCAGUUUCUAAUGCAUCAAUGUUUUUCACUUCCGUUUGCAUUUUUGUUUUAUUUUCUUGCAAAACGGGGACAUCUGUCCUUGACGCACAGGUACCUGUUUGUUUCUGUUGGAGGGUGUUUCCUGGCAGUCGUCACGAUGGGCGUCUACAGCGUUCUUCUCUUCACCUCCACCUUUGUCUUCAUUCUGCUCGUGUGCUCUGUGGAUCCCAGAUGUGUCCACGCCUGGGUGUUUGGCAUCCAGAUGUUGUGGCAAACCUUCUGGCACCUGCUUAUACAGUACAGGGAAUACUACCUACAUGAGCCCGUCAGCAUCAGAUUGUUUUUGGCAGUGUCCUCCCUGAUGCUGCUCACUCAGAGGAUCACCUCGCUGUCCAUGGACCUCCAGGAGAAACGAGUUCUGCUUACAAUUGCCGAUUCAUCCAAAAAGAAGACUUGUGUGAAGCUCCUCCCUCUUAUUAGCUACAUCCUCAAUUUCACCACACUGCUUGGUGGGCCUUUGUGCUCCUACAGCCAAUUUGUGUCCUUAAUUGCAGGGAUUAACAUCAACCCUCCCCCUAAUCCCCUCAGUGUGGUCUUCAUUAAAUUGAUGCAGGUGUUAUUGCUAGAGUGGGGGAGGUUUUGUCUUGUCUAUUUCCUGAAACUUAACACCUACAAUCCCUCAAAUUCUGUCAUUCUCCAUGGCAUGCUGUGGGUUUGGGGUCUGGCGUUGGUUUUGAGGAUCCAAUAUUAUUCUCACUGGAGGAUCAGUGAAUGUCUCAACAACGCAGCUGGUUUUGGCUUUUGGGAAAAGUCACCAGGAGACUCCCCAGACUGGAGCAGACUAUCCGAUGGAGAUGUCUGGACCAUCGAAUCUUCGAGCCGCAUGUCUGAGUUUGCCCGUAGAUGGAACGCCACAACAGCCUUAUGGCUGCGUAGACUGGUUUAUAUUAAGUGUAAACGUUUCCCGUUGUUCAUGACUUUUAGUUUCUCGCUGUGGUGGCAUGGUGGUCAUUUCGGUCACUUUGUGGGAUUUCUGACCUGGGCAGCAACAGUGGAAGCAGAUUAUCAUAUACACAAGUACCUGCAACCAAAACUUUCAUCCACAUGGAGGAAAAUAUACACUUGUUUAAAUUGGAUAAACACUCAAAUGAUUGUUGCUUGUAUUGUUAUAGCUGUGGAAUUAAGAAAUAUUUCUGGCUUGAGACUUUUGUCUGUAACACACAUAGGUCUGUUUCCAUUUUUUAAUAUAAUUCUGCUCUUUAUCUUAUUCACACUCAACACAGCUUACUGA